This is a messenger RNA of Cherax quadricarinatus, 5665 nucleotides long. It is a transcript of the gene Arl8, whose product is annotated as ADP-ribosylation factor-like protein 8. Gene Ontology annotation, biological process: anterograde axonal transport; protein transport. The record is from RefSeq and is a predicted model, not a curated record. Gene Ontology annotation, cellular component: lysosomal membrane. Gene Ontology annotation, molecular function: GTPase activity; GTP binding. Lineage: Eukaryota; Metazoa; Arthropoda; Malacostraca; Decapoda; Parastacidae.
UCAUUCCACUUAUAGGUGUUUGGGUGCUGCUGUUUAGUCAUAGACUGACAGAAAUCUGGGAAUUUACACUGCCGAAGGUUGAGUAAAGAUGCUGGCGCUAAUCAACAGAAUAUUAGACUGGUUCAAGAGUCUCUUCUGGAAGGAGGAGAUGGAACUGACGCUGGUUGGUCUCCAGUAUUCCGGCAAAACAACCUUCGUCAAUGUUAUUGCUUCAGGGCAGUUUAGCGAAGACAUGAUUCCAACAGUGGGUUUCAACAUGCGAAAGAUCACAAAGGGAAAUGUUACCAUCAAGGUCUGGGAUAUUGGUGGACAACCACGGUUUAGAUCUAUGUGGGAGCGGUACUGCCGAGGCGUUAAUGCCAUAGUGUACAUGGUAGAUGCAGCUGACCCUGAAAAGAUAGAAGCAUCACGUAAUGAACUGCACAAUUUACUAGACAAGCCCCAACUGGCAGGCAUCCCAGUUCUGGUGUUAGGAAACAAAAGGGACCUACCAAAUGCUCUUGAUGAAAAGGGUCUUAUUGAGAGAAUGAACCUGUCAGCUAUUCAAGAUAGGGAAAUUUGCUGCUACUCUAUAUCCUGCAAAGAGAAGGACAACAUUGACAUAACACUUCAGUGGCUCAUUUCUCACUCCAAGUCUGGUGGCCGCUAAGCCACCUCUUCCCAAUGCUGGUUGAGUUAAAGAAGCGUCCAGAGAUUUUAAAGAGUUGUUGAAAACAGUAUUUGUUAAUACUGUGUAGGAUUGUGGAAUAGGACAGAAAUCUUUAUGGACUAAUGAAUUGUAGAAGGGAUUAUAGGCUGGGGGAAAUUUGUUUAAAUUGAGAUACUGUAUUUAACUUUAGAAAUUAAUAAUUAAAACUAAAUAGGGGUUAUAAUUUUACAUGUAGUAAAUAAAACUUGGAACAAAAGUGUAGUCAUGACAUAUUCCACUGAAUUUUGUUUUAUAAUGUAGAAUUUUUCGAAUGUGUUCUGGGCACCAAACUGAAUUAAUCUGAUUGCAAUUUAGAUUUUUUAAGCAUUGUAAUCAAGAUAUCCCAUAUGUGAAAGUGAAGCCUAGGGAGAGCAGAUGUUUAUUCAGUAUGUAUAAUUGAACUAUCGUCAGGAUUUUUUUUUUUUAUAAUUAAGUAUAUGACACAUGCUCUUGUUACUUUGUAUAUUUUAUAUAAUAAUAUUGGUUUCCUCUUAAUAAAAGAGCUAAAGUUUAAAACAAAAGUUUUAAAAUGGAAGCAGUCUUUUCUCAUUACGCUUAUUGUUCCAUGAAGUGAAGCCAAAAUAUUUUUUUCUUGUGAUUUGUAAAUGUUACUUCACAAUCUCUCUUGGUAGAUUUUUGGACCAGGAUGAUAUAAUGUAGUUAAAUACACUACCAGUUUGCUUUGAAUGCUCAUCACUUAUUCUUACAAUUAUCUUUAAAUACUACAAAGGUUUUCUAGGUUUUACAUCUCUGUAUUUUAAGUUUAAAGAUCUGUAUGGAAAGUUUUGCCAAAAUUUUUCAUAGUAGUUAAAGGUAAAUUAGUUACUUCAACAUAUUUUUGUAAGAGAAAUCCUGGAUGUGCAUUGUCUAUCAAAAGUCAUGUAAUGUUAAAACAAUUCUGUUUCAGGGUUUAACACUGUUUGUGAUGUCUCAAUUCUAAUAUUUUAUAUAGGUCUUUUGACAAAGUGAACAUUCAUAUAACAGAAAAGCAUUUUGAGUUGACCAUUUAUUGAAAUAUCAAACCAUUCCUCAUCAUUUUUCUACAUGAGCCCUAAGGACACAGUCAUACUGGUUAUUUUGUCAUUUUUCUGAGGUGUGCAUGAUUGCUAAAUGUGGGUAUAUUUGGCCUGUGAGUGUGCCCAGUGGUAGGACUGUGCUAUACACUGGUGUAAUGUGGCCAGUGGUAGGACUGUGACUGCUGUAGACUGGCAUGGUGUUCACAUAGUGAAGCAGAUCACAUACUUUAGGCAUUAUCCAACUUUAGAGCACUACAAGGCAGACUUUGCCAUCAUGUAUAUACUGAUGUAUGGUAAUUCAAUGUUUUGCACACUGGCUUUUAAUACAAACAAGAAAUAUUGGGUGUCAGGGGUGUGGGUGCUUCUGGUCAAGCCUAGGUACUUGCUUUGUACUUUAUGAAAUUGUUAGAUUUCUCUUGUCAGGUUUCACUUCAUAUUUUAGUGUAAAUGGAAAGUAUCUUAAUCACUGAUUUUGUCCAUUUCACAAAGUAACUGUUAUAAUAAACUGGCUAAUGUAAUGUCAGUUGAUUAGCAACCUCCUCAUGAAACUGUCACUAAUACUGUAGCAUCUUUCGGCAAGUUGUAUCUAAUUUAAUCUUUUUUUGGUUUAUCACUUAAUUUGAUUAUCUUAGUAUUAUUAUCUUAUUUAAGUGGUUAUACUUAGGUUAGUAUAUAUAUCAAGGUAAAUAUUUUGUCCACUAUUAUAAUUUUUAUCAAACAGUUUAUGAAACUAAAAACUUCCAGUCAUUUGUCUAAAUGAAAAAAAACUACUAGACUGUGUGUGUGUGUGUGUGUGUGUGUGUGUGUGUGUGUGUGUGUGUGUGUGUGUGUGUGUGUGUGUGUGUGUGUGAGUGGGUUUCCACCAUAAAUCUUUCCUAUCAAAUAAAUUUCAACCAUCUUAUAAAUCACAUAUAUUUUUAAGACUCAUUAUGUCAUAAUUCCUUAGCUACACAAACUGUGAAUAAUUAUCAGUGGAAAAUCUGAUAUGCUUUUGUCUGCUUACAUAUGCAUGUGUGCAUAUGUCUGUGUGCUUGCAUAUACAAUAUGUAUGCAUAUGUAAUGUGUGCAUGCAUACUUUCAUGUGUAUGAAUACCUGAAUGUGUGCAUGCAUAUAUGCAUAAGUGCUUGUAUACUGGCAUGUGUGAUGUGUACAUGUAUACCUGCAUAUGUGAUGUGUGCAUAUAUAGAAGGAAAUGACCUGAGGAAAGACUAAAAUCUAAACAUUACAACGUUAAGAGGAUAGGGAAGACAGGAUCAUGGUGUGCUCAUAGCUAACAUGUUUAGCUUUUUUUAAUACAGAGUAGUGAAUGUUUAAGCAAACUGCACUUAUUCAAAAGAUAAUGAUACUUAGAUGUCCAAAUUUGUGGGAGUUAUGUUCCUAGAGGUUCCUCAAAAUCUAGAAUCUGCUAAUAACACUAAAUUCUGUGUAUAAAUUUUUUGUAUUACAUUUAGGCUGUGUUUCAGAGGCUGGUUUUAAAUAUUUCUUUAACCGUGUUAAAAUUGACACUGAAAAGGUAGAAUGUCCACAGAAUAUAGGAGGGAGAUUUGAUCAUUUGAACAGAAUCCUAUGAUUGGGUUUAAAAUUAGAGGUCAUUUGCCAAUGUGAAACAGAUUUACAAAAAAUCCAUGGAUAAUUUAAACUCUUCACUAGAGACCCUUCAGUGAAAAACACUGACUAGCUGAAUUCUACAAAUUUGGAGGUGUGGCAGAUACUAACAAGAUGGCACUGUAUGAUUCGUUUUUUUAUGAAUAACACGAUAUUGUACUCAGUCACAGGGUGAACAGGUGGUUCGAAAGUUGACUGGGAACAAAGGGCACAAAUGGAGAUUAGACACAUUGGUUGGGGAUGUCAGGAAGAGGUUUUUUUUUUAUUUGAGGGUCACUGGAACAUGAGAAAAAACUUAAAAAAAGGGUAUAUAUUCUUCCUCCACUUUCUCAAAGUAAUAGCCACAAGUUCCCAAGAAGCCAAGAAUUGGUAAAGCUGGUCAUUAGUAUCUGAGAGAUAACCAAAAGCUAUGAAUCGCCUCUUGCAAAAAACUAGAAUUCAACUAGGUGAGUACUGUACAUGCACUUGCAUAGGUGAAAAACAAAGUGAAAUCAACAUCUUUGCAAUGUAAGCUGAGUGAGGAGAGCAUUGAAGAAACAUUAGAACUUUUUUUACAUUGUAUCUGACUGUUAUUGUUGAAGUUUCCUGUCGCUAAUAAGAUUACAGUACUAUUACCAUUUAAGUAAAAUAUGAUUAUGAAUUAUUGUAUAUUGAACUAGCCUUAUUUUUAAUAGGCAAUUUCAUUCAAACAUUCAAGUACUGUAGAAGAUUCCACACUUGCCAAAAUCAGAUAGAAAGUUAAUGUGCAUAAAUCUCUGGACCAAGAUUUUUCCUGGUGAAGUUGCUGUAUAUGAUUUGGUGCUUUUUAAUCUUGCAACAUGAGCAAUGUGCAUGAAGUUACAAAUAUCCUGUCUUUGACAAACAAGACUACUACUGAGUUUAGGAUCAAAUUAUGUAGUCUGUUUUUUAUAAUAGCCUGGUAACACUGCACAUUUACAAUCAACUUUACUUGCAGCUCUGUGUGUGUUAGAAUUUAUAUACAGAAAUUAUAUUUUGUAGUUACAGUUUGCAAGCUAAUUUAAAUAUAUAGUCUGUGAUGUUUUGUUAUAUUGUACAUUAAUUUUUAAGCAUGUUUUUUCUUACUAUUUGUAUUUAUUAUUUGUGAACAUGGAUUGUAAGUUGCACUCUAAAUUGAAGAUGUAUUACUUUGUAAAUAGCACUUAAAUGAACAGAAAGAAAACCUUACUAUUUAAAAAAAAUCGCAUUCAAGAAAUAUAGUUGAAAUGGACACACUAGAUUACUCGGUCAACAUUUGUAUAUACAUUGAUGGUAAAAAUUUAUAAUCAGAAUCUCAGCAGUGUUUUAUCUAGCCUUUUGUCAAAUCUUUUACCUGAUGUUAAUUCACAUCUUUGAAUGAUGAUUUGUUUUCAGACAUAUUUGCCUCACGUUAAAAAUUAGAACUGGGCAUUUUUGCAUAUUAGAGACAGGACAUAUGCUUCAAAUACUAUGAAAAUAUGCACCUCACAUCUGCAUAUUCUUUUUCUGCUAAUUUUGUAAAAGUUGUGACUUGGGCAUUGCAGUUACACUGUGUGCCCUAAAUUGCUUAAUGUGUUACUGCUCUAAUAAAUUUACUGUAAUAUUUGAUGCUAUGUACACAGGUAGGAUCAUGAAUUGAUAAUUAAAUUCAUAAUGUAUACUACAGGUUAUUUUUAUUUAUGUGUCAUACUGCAAAGUUGUGACUAUGCACUGUACUUUUACCAGUUAACAGCUUCCUUAGCAGGUGAUUUAAGUAUUAGGGUGAUUUCUCCAGCAGUACUUUUCCUUGUCUUGGAAUGUGCAGUAGUUGAAGUGUUUGGAAAAGUUAUAAAAAAACCACUGCUUCAAUAGUGGCAGUGUUAUUUUGGAUAUAGUCACAUACAUUCAGACAGAUUACAACCUCUUGUAGUUUUUUAUUAGACUUGCAUAGAAUGGCUCUUGCUUCACGACUUUGUAAUGUGGCAAAUAAAUAAUUUAUAUAUCAUAAUUGUGUUUUGGAAUGAUCAGCUAAUUUAACAUUGAAAUCUCAUACAAUAGUGUACUUAAUGUAUAGUACAUAUACUUUUGUAAUAAUGUAUGAGGCAGUAAUACCAUGGAGAAAUUUACAGCAAAGGUCUGAGGGGACACUUUUUAUCUACUGUACCAUAUAUCUCUUUCUUCAAUGUAAGUACAUAUAUUUGACGGAGAAAGACCUGGCACGUGUGUGUUUUUUUGGGAGUCACCUUAAAUACUAUAUAUCAUGCACUGUAUAUUAGCUUUGUCAGAAUAUAUUGUAUGAGAUUAAUGAAUGAGAGAGUUUUUACACUAAAGGACUCAACAAAAUAUAAUACGUAUAGUAAUCUUUGCCCCAAAUAAACGUUUCUUGGGUGCAUCAAUAAA